AUGCCGCCGUCGUCCGGCGAGCUCUACACGUUCCACAUGAUGUCAACAGAGGUGUUGGUAGAUUGCCUUCUACCAUCGGGCAUCAUCGUGCCUCUGAAAUGCAAUCGGGAGGCCACACUCCGCCAGAUAAAGGAGAAUCUCUUCAACGAAGCACAAUACUACCCGCUGUUCUUCAUGUUGAAAGAACCAAAAAUCUACGUUUUUCGGUCGAUACUCCUCUCCUCCGACUGCUCGGAGUUCUUCGACGAGACCAGACGUCUCUGCGACUUGCGGCUCUUCAAGCCCAUGCUCCAGCUCGUUGAGGCGGGAUCCAACGCCGAAGAGCAGAAAAUCGAGGAGGAGAUCCACCAGGCCGUGGGCGGCUACAUACGUGACUUCGCGAACGAAGACGACGACGAAGUUGUCAGUUUCCGGAGGAAUAUCAUGAUGUCCUGCGGGAGAACGGUCACCAAGCGUGACCGGGGGAGCGUCGACGACAAGCUCGGCUACAUCUACCCACCCGACAUCGAGGUGAAUGCGGAGCUCCCAAUGAACGUCGCUCUCUCACCGAAAGGAAUUUUCGAAGUCAACGUCUGGGUCAGCAUGGGCAACGACAAGCACGAUCCGUGCCUCGUGCCGGUCACCGUGGACAUGACACCGCAGUCUCUUCUCAGCAGAACGGUGGCCUCUUGCGCGAGCGCAUCCCGGAUCGACUUCGAAAAAGAACCUCAUCUGAUCAAGGUUUGCGGGAUGAACCAGUACCUGCUCGGUGAGCAGAGACUCAUUCAGUACAAGUACAUCCGCGAGUGUUUGGUCAAGUCGUCGGUGCCGCAGCUGAUCCUGGUGCCGAAGAAGAAAGUCUACGACAACAUUCCGGACUCCGGUUUCGUAAUGCCCGCCUACGCUCGACGGAAAACCGGGGCGGACCUAUCCACGACGCAGUCGCUCUACCAGAUCAACGAUAAAUUCAAAGUCAGGAUCAUGUCGGCCUAUUAUCUGAACGUGAGCAACGUCGACAAGGUUUUCGUGCGAACAGGAGUCUACCACGGGCCUGAAAUGCUCUGCGAGCACCAAGCCAAAAAGGUCGACAACAGCUGCCCGGAAUGGAAACAGCUGCUGAGGUUCAAUCUCGACGUGCCGGAUAUCCCGCGGAGCGCCCGACUCUGUUUGUCUGUUUGUGCGGUCCUGAAGAAAAGUCGCGAGAGCGUCCUGAUCGCUUGGGCGAACAUUCCGUUGUUCGAUUCCAAGAACGUUCUCGUGAGCGGCAAAAUGAACCUGUCGCUGUGGCCCGUCCCCAAGGGCAUGACCGACCUGCUGAAUCCUUUGGGCACGACCGCGAGUAACAGGAAGAGUGAGAGCGCCGGUCUGCUGAUCGAGUUCGAUAAAUACUCGCCCAACGUUCGCUAUCCGAUGUUCGAGGAAGUAUGUGCCAGCGGUGUGCGCUUCACUGAGACCCCUGGAAUUCCGACGCGGGCUCAGGUGGACCAGCUGCACGACAUCAUCAACAGAGACCCUCUCUACGAAUUGACGGAACAGGACAAGGAACUGCUGUGGGAGUUCCGAUACUAUUUACGAAAAAACAUCCCGAACUCGCUGCCGAAACUCCUCGACUCGAUCAUGUGGAACCAGCGACGGAGAGUCAGCGAGAUCUACCGACUUCUCAAAGAGUGGCCGUACGUGUCCCCGGAAAUCGCCCUCGAGCUGCUCGACUGUAAAUACCCCGAUUAUUUUGUGCGAGAACGCGCCGUGCAGUGGCUCUGUGAUAUUCUUGCCAACAAGGUUCUGGCGCAAUAUCUCCUGCAGCUGGUGCAGGUGCUCAAAUUCGAGCCGUACCUGGAUAAUCCGCUGGGCACUUUCCUACUAGAACGAUCUCUCCUAAACUAUAACAUUGGUCACUAUUUUUUUUGGCAUUUGAAGUCCGAAAUGCACGAUCCCUCGGUCGCGCUGAAGUUCGGUCUGCUGCUCGAGGCCUUCUGCCGCGGCAUGGGCUCCCAUCUUCGGGCUGUUGUGAAACAGGUGGCCGCCCUGGACAAGCUCACCUUGCUCACCGAAGCGCUCAAGUCGGACGCUUGCAAGGACAAAAAAGCGUUCUUGGAGAAACAAUUGCAACAACAGGAUUACAUGGAGGCGUUGGAGAAUCUCCAAUCGCCUCUGAACAACGCUCUCACGCUGGGAACCCUCAUCCCGAACCAGUGCCGGGUCAUGAGUUCGGCGAAGAAGCCGCUCUGGCUCAUUUGGAGGAACCCCGACUUCGCCGGGGACGUUGGCACCCUGCGACACCAUCAGCUCAUUUUCAAGAACGGCGACGAUUUGCGUCAAGACAUGCUCACCCUCCAAGUCAUCCGGAUCAUGGACUCGAUCUGGAAGCGAGAAGGCCUCGACCUUCGCAUGAUGCCGUACGCGUGUCUGUCGACCGGGGAAAACGUCGGCAUGAUCGAGGUGGUCAAGAACGCGAUGACGGUGAUGGACAUUCAGAGAACGGGCCGCCUGUCGAAGUUUCAGUUCGACUCCAAUCAGCUGCACCGGUGGAUCAAGGAGAAGAACGAGGACGAGACCCGAUACACGCAGGCGGUCGAGACGUUCACGUACAGCUGCGCUGGCUACUGUGUCGCGACGUUCAUUCUCGGGAUCGGCGAUCGAAAUCCCGAUAACAUCAUGGUCAACGAGGACGGCCAGAUAUUCCACAUAGACUUCGGGCAUUUCCUGGGACAUUUCAAAAAGAAGUUCGGCAUCAAUCGGGAACGUGUGCCGUUCGUACUUACCGAGGACUUCCUCAAGGUGAUCGCUCGCGGCGAGGAUCAGCCAAUCAAAAGUGUUCAUUUCACCAACUUCCAAACACUUUGUUUCAAGGCGUAUUCACUACUGCACAAGCAUUCGCGGCUCUUGAUUACGUUGUUCACGAUGAUGCUGUCGACGGGCAUCCCGGAACUGCAGAGCAUCGAAGACAUUGGUUACAUUCGGAAAACGCUGCAGGUCGAAAAGAGCAGCGAGGACGCUUUAACGUAUUUCCAGACGCGACUGAGCGAAGCCUACGACGGCGCUUGGAGCACCAAGAUCGACUGGUUCUUCCACAGUGUGAAACACAUGUGAGACACGCACACUUGCACCGAUCGCGCGAUUUUAGCCCGGACCCAGCGAUAGGACUCGUAGAUGACGAAAAGUGUUGACAGUACGGGAUUCGCUCGGAUACCGGCUCGUGAGCCGAAAGACGGUCUGGUGGACAGAUGGGUGGACGAGCGAAUCGGGACGAUUCUAAGGGAAAUUACGGAAGCAUAGCCGAAGGAGUUGCUGGGACGGGAGGGAAGAUCGAGCGAUGAUUCGGGAGUUUGUAUAGUACCGCGUCGGUGGGGCCGAAUCGGAGAUCAAGGGACUAUCUGAUCGGAUGCAACUUCUCUAAUUCUUGCGGGCCCUGUGACCUCCUCAUCCGUUUGCCUCUGCCUGCUCACUUUCCGUCGAUGUCUG
Molecule: messenger RNA, 3441 nt
Organism: Galendromus occidentalis (western predatory mite)
Lineage: Eukaryota; Metazoa; Arthropoda; Arachnida; Mesostigmata; Phytoseiidae
Product: phosphatidylinositol 4,5-bisphosphate 3-kinase catalytic subunit alpha isoform-like
Biological process (GO): phosphatidylinositol-3-phosphate biosynthetic process; cell migration; phosphatidylinositol-mediated signaling
Cellular component (GO): phosphatidylinositol 3-kinase complex; cytoplasm; plasma membrane
Molecular function (GO): 1-phosphatidylinositol-3-kinase activity; 1-phosphatidylinositol-4-phosphate 3-kinase activity
Source: RefSeq, a predicted model, not a curated record